AUGCCACUCUGUACUCUCCAUCUCAUAUCCCUCCACCCAACCAUCGCUCUGCCCACUUUCCUCUCCACCCUCAAAUCCUCAAACUUGACACCCUUGGUUAUAUCCCACGUAGUACGCUGGAUAAUCCUCCCCACAAAAAUCUCGACCGAACACCUCCUCGCUCGCAACAUCCAUUGGGACAUUCUCCUCAUCCUCCCCUCCACCAGCGCCCUCCCCCCACCCCUCAUCCAACAAAUCGCACACCACUGGUCCAUCACCGCCGGCAUCCCAUCCCGACUCACCCAAAACUUUGCCGCCAAAAACCACGCUCUGAUACACCCCGAUCCCGGCUCUGUGCCCCCUCUACGCGGCGACGACGCCACAAAAUCAACCACCUCGUCCGCCCAAAAUCUCGAAUUAUCCGCCGACCUCAACGCCUGGAUCGAUGGGGCCGUGGAAAGAGGAGGCGCAGAGGACCUAGGCGCAGUCUCCAUGUUCAACCUCCUCUCCUUCAACCCAGGCAUGAAGUCCUCCUACCUGCAGUACGGCGCCGCUUUCGCCGCCUACAUUGGCUCCGCCCACGGUGGCAACGCCAAACUCGUAGGCAACGUCAUCAACACCAAUGGACAGCCCUCGCUGUCUCGAUCUUCCGGCACCCCCGCUACCGCCGGCUUGACCAAGGUGGGCGAGUUGGGCGGGGAGUGGGACGAGAUUGCCCUGGCACAUUAUCCUAGUAUUCGCCAUUUUAGGGACAUGUUGACGAGUGCCGAGUAUCAGCGGGUGAAUGCGAAGUUUAGGGUGCCUAGUUUGAGGGAUACGGCGAUUUUGAUGACGAGUGAGGUUGGGGUGGAGGAGUUGAUGAGGGGGGUUGGAGGAGGGGCGAAGUUGUAG
Messenger RNA from Plenodomus lingam JN3, 870 nucleotides. RefSeq lists its product as uncharacterized. NCBI's taxonomy places the organism in Eukaryota, Fungi, Ascomycota, Dothideomycetes, Pleosporales, Leptosphaeriaceae. The record is from RefSeq and is a predicted model, not a curated record.